Molecule: messenger RNA, 330 nt
Organism: Cooperia oncophora
Lineage: Eukaryota; Metazoa; Nematoda; Chromadorea; Rhabditida; Trichostrongylidae
Source: the annotation of a GenBank genome assembly
AUGCCGUUCAGCUGGAUCAUAUUCCGCCCACGAGCGUUUGAAACAUUCGACGAAUGGGGCAGUCCAUUGAUGAGCCCUCGUGACGAGCAGAGCUCAAUGUUCCACACGGCCAGGGAUCGUUACGAGAAGAAGACAUGGGGUCGUGUCGAGGACACCUAUCUUCUAGAUAACAUUACAAUGGCGAUUCGAGAAGGAAUCAUUGGUGCCAACGGAUUUCGAGCCGAUUAUGCUGUCAUCGUCACCUGGGAACGAAUGGCAUACGGUGGUGCACCAAAGGUCACACAGGUAAGGGAACUGGCGCAAGAUUCACCAUUUUGCACCAAUGUAAAA